This is a messenger RNA of Malassezia sympodialis ATCC 42132, 1026 nucleotides long. RefSeq lists its product as uncharacterized. The record is from RefSeq and is a predicted model, not a curated record. NCBI's taxonomy places the organism in Eukaryota, Fungi, Basidiomycota, Malasseziomycetes, Malasseziales, Malasseziaceae. The transcript is spliced from 3 exons. Gene Ontology annotation, molecular function: GTP binding. Bases 1 to 1026 code for a protein of 341 amino acids.
AUGACUUCCAUCGAUAGCCGUCGUCGUCCUGCCAAGAAGGGAGUGUCCUUCUGCCUCAUGGUAGUUGGCGCAAGUGGCACUGGUACGUAUCAUCACAAGGACUCUGAAAACCCUUCCACCGCUAACGUUGAGAUGGAGGUUGAGGCUGAGGGCAUGCGGAUUGGCCUUACCAUCGUGGAUACACCGGGCUUUGGCGACAGCAUUGACAAUGAGUACAUGUUCAAUGAGAUAUUGUCUUUCAUCGAGCGCCAGUAUGACGAUAUCCUCUCGGAGGAGUCGCGUAUCCGCCGUAAUCCUCGCUUCCGCGACAACCGUGUCCAUGCGCUCAUCUAUUUCAUCGCACCCACUGGCCACUCGCUUCGCGAAAUGGAUAUUGAGCUGAUGCGGCGUCUGAGUCCGCGCGUGAACGUGAUCCCUGUGAUUGGCAAGUCAGACUCGCUUUCUCCCUCCGAGUUACUGGAGUUCCGCAAGCGUGUCAUGGAGGAUAUUGAAUACUAUGGUAUUCCCAUCUAUAACUUCCCUUAUGAUGAAGAUGAGGACCACCCAGACACGAUUGCCGAAAACAGUGAGCUUCGCUCUCUCCUGCCGUUCGCCGUGAUCGGCUCAGAAGAUCACGUCGUGACGCCUACCGGUGAGAUGGUUUUGGGCCGUGCCUACCCAUGGGGCACCGUGGAAGUAGACAACCCGGACCACUGCGACUUUGCGCGCCUGCGCGGUGCUAUUUUUGGCACCCACUUGAACGAUCUAAAGGAAAUUACUCAUGACUUCCUUUACGAGAACUACCGAACGGAGAAGCUGUCGCGCGGUAUGCCCAAUGACUAUGCGGCCGAUGCUUCCCUGCAGAGCGAGGACCUGAUGAACCAGAGUGUUCGCUUGAGGGAGGAGCAGUUACGCCGUGAGGAGGAGAAGUUGCGGGAAAUCGAGCUGCGCGUCCAGCGUGAAAUCCUGGAGAAGCGCCAGGAGCUUCUUGCCAAGGAAGAGAAUCUCCGGAAUCUCGAGACGCGCAUGCACCAGCCCACAGCUUGA